CUCAGGGGGACAUGACACCUUAUGAGACCCUCCUCAAACAGCACUUUCUCAACAACCUCCAGAAGACCCUCAGCAGCGCCACCAAAGACUCUUGUGUUGGUUGUGAGGACAGCACUGUCCGUCAGGCCCAGAUGGCUCGCCAUGCCAAGCCCGAACAGCGCCGCCAGAAGGAAAAGGAGGCCAAAAAAGAGAAAAGAAAAAAAGAUAAAGAGCGACGCCCAGCAUCGUGCACAGCUGCACCUCCUCCAACAUGCGUCAUUCCCACAAGCCCCUGCGGCUGCUCCUCCUGCUUGGCUUCUCUAUGGGUGCUUACCCCCCCACCUCACACCCCUGCUGACUAUGCUGCAAAGGACACAUGCUUUCGCUGUGGUGCCCAUGGACAUUGAUCAAGACACUGUCCACUGAAAGGCCGGAACCACCAAAAUCGUUUGCGUGGACGUCAACGUCAAAACUGGAGAGAACCUCCUCGUGGGCGCGGACACAGAAACUUCAAGAGUUCCUCCCACCAUCAAGGAACAGACUGGGGAGAGGGAGGGGUUAGAGGUCUGGAUUCUGUGCCGGCUGUGGCCUCCCUGCUCAGAUAAGAAUGCAAACACACACUUACAUAUUCUUACAUCUCCCCACAGAAGAUAGUGUUAUGCUCUCCCUAUGACAACAGUCACUGUUUGUGAAUUUAUUGCUGACUCAGGAGCCACUUUUUCCAUCAUCCGUGCUGAUUUUUUAAAUUUUUUAUUUUUUAUUUUAACACCCCUUUGAGUGGCCAAUUUCUUUUUUUCUGUUGGUGCGAGUGGAACUGAAAGAAAAAAGAAA
Oryzias melastigma (Indian medaka) is the source of this 810-nucleotide messenger RNA. RefSeq lists its product as uncharacterized. NCBI's taxonomy places the organism in Eukaryota, Metazoa, Chordata, Actinopteri, Beloniformes, Adrianichthyidae. The record is from RefSeq and is a predicted model, not a curated record.